AGUCCUACGGCAUCUCUUGAUUAAAACAUAAAUCAAUGCUAUAUUGAUGGAAAGAGGCUGUGAAACGAAGUGGAACUCAUGAUCAAUGGAACAGCAUAGAUCGUGAGACACAUGAAUGGUUCAUCGAAGCAAGACAGGAUUUGGAACAGGUGACAACCAGAACUUUACAGCAAUGUGCGAUGAAUGCUGCUGUUCCACUUUUAUUGGAUACCUUUAAUUUCCUGGCCAGCUCAGCUUGGGUUGAACAAUUUAAACAAAAGCAUAAAAUCCGGCAAUGGAAGAUUACAAAGUUCAUCAGUUCCAAAGAAGGUGCAACUAUGGAAGAAGUAUUAAUAGCUGCAGAAGAAUUCCGCACACAAAUGAACCACAGUCCACCAUCUAAAAACUGAUCCUGACCUUAUAAUACCUGCUGACAAAGGCUCCACCACCGUUGUUUUGAACUGCAAGGAUUACACAGCAGAAGUAUUCUGUCAGCUGUCAGAUACUUCCACCUACAAACCAUGCCACAGUGAUCCCAUUUCAGUAAUACAGCAGUCACUACUCAAAUCCUUAGGCCCAUCCCAGAACCUCUCCCCAGAGUCCAUCUCUCUACUUACCUCUACUACUCCCCACACUCCCACCUUCUACAUGUUUCCUAAAGUCAUAAACCCAACCACCAAGGACACCUCAUUGUGGCAGGUUACUGUGACCCCACUGAGAGAAUCUCUGCUCUCAUAGACCAACACCUUCAACCUAUUACCCAGAACGUAUCCUCCUAUGUAAAAGAUACCAACCAUUUCCUCGACCGACUCUCCACAGUUCCUGUCCCUUUAACACACGGUUCCCUGCUCGUCACUAUUGAUGUCACCUCCCUGUACACCAACAUUCCUAAUGCCCAUGGCCUUAAUGCUGUCUAAACUACCUUUCCAGAUGCCCUAUGGAUUCCAAAUCAACAACCUCCUUCCUGGUCUCCAUGACCAACUAUAUCCUCACCCACAAUUACUUCUCCUUUGAAGGCAUUACCUACAAACAAAUCCGCAGUACGGCUAUGGGCACCCAUAUGACACCAUCCUGUGCUAACCUAUUCAUGGGCCAUCUAGAGGAAUCCUUCCUAAAAACCCAGAAUCCCAAACCCCUCACCUGGUUCAAAUUCACUGAUGACAUCUUUGCUAUCUGGAUUGAAGGUGAAGACACCAUAUUCACAUUCCUCCAGCACCUCAACAACUUCUCCCCCAUUUGCUUCACCUGGUGCUACUCAACCCAACAAGCCACCUUCCUAAAUGUUGACCUUCACCUCAGAGAUGGCUACAUCAGUACCUCCGUCCAUAUCAAACCUACUAACCACCAGCAAUACCCCCACUUCGACAGCUCCCACCCAUUCCAUACCAAGAAGUCCCUUCCGUACAGCCUAGGCACCCGUGGUCGUCGCAUCUGCAGUGACGAGCAGUCUCUCUCAAAAUAUACCGAGGGUCUCACUGAUGCCUUCACUGACCGUAAUUAUCCCCCCAUCCUUGUACAAAAACAAAUCUCCCAUGCCUUAUCUUUCCAGUCUCCCACCACCUCCCAAAGUCCCACAGUCCAGCCACAGAGGAGCAUUCCUCUCGUAACUCAGUACCAUCCGGGACUAGAGCAACUGAAUUACAUUCUCUGCCAAGGUUUCGAUUACCUCUCAUCAUGCCCUGAAAUGAGAAAUGUCGUGUCCACUAUCCUUCCCACCCAUCCUACCGUGGUAUUCCGCCGUCCACCGAACCUACACAAUACACUCGUCCAUUCUUACACAACACCUGCUCCCAAUCCCUUACCUCAUGGCUCAUACCCCUGUAAUAGACCUAGAUGCAAUACCUGUCCCAUAAGUCCUACUACCACCACCUGCUCCAGUCCGGUCACUAACAUCACCUAUCCCAUAAAAGGCAGGGCUACCUGUGAAACCAGUCAUGUGAUUUACAAGCUAAGCUGCAACCACUGUGCUGCAUUCUGUGUAGGCAUGACAACCAACAAGCUGUCUGUCCGCAUUAACAGCCACCGACAAACUGUGGCCAAGAAACAAGUGGACCACCCUGUUGCUGAACACGCUGCCAAACAUGACAUCCCUCAUCUUAAUGACUGCUUCACAGCCUGUCCUCACCCAUCCAGACCCCUCCCUGUUCCCAUUCCAGCACUACACAGCCAUCAUUUCACUGCCACACCCAGUCUUUUAAUUUCUUUUAUUUUUCUCCUUUCCACUACUUACCGUCUCCCCCCUCUGCAGCUUCUAUCCUGCCCUCCAUCUAAACUGCAACAUUUGACCGUCUGCCUCCCCCACCAUACUAUCCCGCCCCAGCCUCCUCCUUACCCUCACCCAGUCGCCACUCCCAUCACUGCUGCUCGCAGUGUGGUUUAAGUUGCCUGAGACUGCAGUUGUGUGUGCAAGCUGCAUUUGUGUGUGUGUGUGUGUGCAUGCAUGUGUGUGUGUCUGUUGCUGACAAAGGCCUUAAUGGCCGAAAGCUUUAGUUGUGUGAAUCUUUUUAUUGUGCCUAUCGCGACUCAGCAUCUCCGCUAUAUGGUGAUGUGCAACUUUCCUUCUCUGGUAUUGUCACAAAUGAAUAUACUUAUUGGUAAUUUUAACUUCAAUUUCAUAAUCAACACUGAUCAAACAGACUGUCAAUAUCAGUCAACGUAUGAUAGACCCCUCUUGGAGAAAGGGGCGAGAACUGUUCUCGUGCAGAGAAAAGAUUUAAACAAGAUAAGUCAUUUGUACACAGCACAGUACACUCUAACUGCAUCAGAAAGGGUGGUCCCAUAUGGUUUUUUUUUGUAUGCAGCAACAGUCAGGAAAAUUUGGCCCUAAUGUUCAGAAAAAGAGUGCAUGAAUCAACCCUCAAAUUUAAAAACUUUGUUGUGUCCUGCACAAAAUCAAGGAAGUUCACAAAACUGGUGUAUGAAGACUUUUUAAAAUCUGUGAUUCUUCCAUACAUGGGACAGGGAAAAUUUCUAUAUAUUAUUGAUACAUGGGGAGGGCAGACUGAUCUGACUGUAUAUGAUCACAUCUUCAUGGAUGAGAGGAAAAUGUGCACCUGCAACGUAAAAGUUAUUUCACCAAAGUGUAUUCCACUUUGCCAGCCUUCUGACAUAAAUUUUUACCAUCAAGGUAAAAUUUCCAUGAAGGAAAUUAAGAAUGCUCCCAAUUUCUUGAAGACCAAAAGAGCAAUCACAUCCAGGGACGAUUCCAUAACACUACACUCAAUUUUGCAUCAACUCAGGGCACCUGCUUUUUUGAAUAUGAUCAAAUAUACAUGGUUUGCAUCAAAGUUAGCAGAUGAAAGAGAAACCUUGUUGAAUGUAAAUAAACAACAUUUUCCGGUAUCACUCUUCAAAACUCGGUGAGGCUGCAAGACAAUAGCUUUUAUGAAAUGUGCUUGGUGCUGUGAAACGUUGAGUUUCAGUUGCUUUUACAGCAAAUGUCAUUCGGAUUUCUGUUGUGGCAUAGCAAGUGAUGCAGGUGAUAGCAAGUAUGAUUUUGUAAUAAUGACAUGAAAAU
Schistocerca serialis cubense is the source of this 3496-nucleotide messenger RNA. RefSeq lists its product as uncharacterized. Bases 917 to 2359 code for a protein of 480 amino acids. The transcript has 2 exons. NCBI's taxonomy places the organism in Eukaryota, Metazoa, Arthropoda, Insecta, Orthoptera, Acrididae. The record is from RefSeq and is a predicted model, not a curated record.